Molecule: messenger RNA, 3237 nt
Organism: Aspergillus sclerotioniger CBS 115572
Lineage: Eukaryota; Fungi; Ascomycota; Eurotiomycetes; Eurotiales; Aspergillaceae
Product: PAP/25A associated domain family
Exons: 4
Coding region: 1-3237 (1078 amino acids)
Biological process (GO): RNA 3'-end processing
Molecular function (GO): nucleotidyltransferase activity
Source: RefSeq, a predicted model, not a curated record
AUGCCGUGGAAGUUAUCUACAGAUACGUCUCCGGAGGCAACGAAUCGGCCGCCAUUGACAUCGCAGCAAUCGAACUCCCUGCCGUCCACUCCGUAUCAACAUGCGCGGAAAAUUUCUUUCCACUCCAGGUCACCCUCGCCUCCCCACGGAAGCACCUCCCCUCGAUCUACUCACUCCGAAUCCACCCAUCUCCCUCCGUCCCUGCGAAAACAAUUCUCGGGCUGCAAAUAUGAAACUGCCAUGGCCUUCUUCCGCCGAAGAAUACCAUAUUCCUUGGGUGCCGACCUGCUGCCGGAGGAUAAGGAGGGCCUCAAGGAGCGGUUAGAGCCGGAGGAGGACAAAAGACUUAGUGCGGAUAUGUUGGAGGUAUAUGACCGACUACUGCCGUCAGCAGAGAGUGACGAUCGGCGACGUCAAUUGGUCCGCAAGUUGGAAAAGCUCUUCAACGACCAGUGGCCGGGGUGUAACAUUAAGGUUCAUGUUUUUGGUUCUUCAGGGAAUAAGCUUUGUUCAAGUGACUCGGACGUGGACAUCUGUAUAACUACUACUUAUAAGGAGCUGGAGCACGUGUGUCUAUUGGCAGAGGUGCUGGCUAGGCAUGGCAUGGAACGAGUCGUUUGCGUCUCGCAUGCGAAAGUGCCCAUUGUGAAGAUUUGGGACCCGGAGCUGCGUUUAGCGUGCGACAUGAACGUCAAUAAUACCAUGGCGCUGGAAAACACGCGAAUGGUCCGGACGUAUGUAGAAUUGGACGACCGCGUGCGGCCAUUGGCCAUGAUAAUCAAGCAUUGGACCAAACGGAGGAUACUGAACGAUGCCGGGCUCGGAGGCACGUUGAGUUCCUAUACGUGGAUUUGCCUGAUAAUCAAUUUCCUACAAACACGAGACCCGCCAAUCCUGCCGAGCCUCCAGGCUCGCCCCCACAAAAAGAAACUGACCGCUGAUGGGAUAGUUUGCUCAUUCGACGAUGACCUCGAUUCUCUUGUCGGUUAUGGGCGCAAGAACAAGCAAAGCCUGGGAGAGUUACUUUUCCAUUUUUUUCGGUAUUACGGCCAUGAAAUCGACUACGAAAGACUUGUUGUAUCUGUUCGCGAGGGCAAGCUAUUGUCGAAGGAAGCGAAAGGUUGGCACCUGCUGCAGAAUAACCGUUUAUGUGUAGAAGAGCCGUUCAACACGUCACGAAACUUGGGGAACACAGCAGACGAUACGUCCUUUCGAGGGGUCCAUAUGGAGCUACGCAGGGCUUUCCAGGCCGUCUCCGAAGGUAACCUGGAGCACUGCUGUGAACAGUACGAGUAUCCGGCCGAGGAAGAACGCUCGUGGGAGAGACCGCCCCCCCAACCGCGACCGGUGAUCACUGCAGCACCGCCACCGUCUCGAGGAGGUCGUGGUGGUGGUCGCGGUGGACGGCAUUCAAAUCAAUUCUCCCGGGGAGGACACUCCGGUGGGCGUCGGGCCUCAAAUACGCCGAACAAGUCCAAUAAUUUCCGCCAACCCAACGGUAUGACCGCCUCUGAAUUAUCUUUGCAGGCGCAACACGCUCAGUACCUAUUGCAUGACCAUCUCUACCAGCAAAUCCAGAUUCUCCAGGCCCAGGAGCAAGAACUGCGACUCCAACUACAGAACCAAGCGUUACUCACCGGGAGGCCGCCCCCUGUUCUCAUUCGCCAACCGUUCAUUCAAUUCCCAAUGCCUCAGCAACAGGAGACCUCUAGCGACGAUAACUCUCGAUCCAGGUCUGGAACGGUGAAUCACCCGCCUCAUAACACCUCGAUCCGCCAGCACGUCUAUUACAGCAGCCCGUAUCUCCCCGUUGCAGUGCCUGGAGUACAGGGAAGUAACACAAAUCCACCAUCGCCUUCCGCCACUGCUGCCAUGCCGGACCUUCGGCGUAGUCCACGUCGGUCAUCCGUGGCCAAUGGAUCCCCGGGGGGGUCGCUCCGAGCACACUCACAGCCGGCUCGGACAGUGAAUUCUCUUCCAAGUUUUGCGCCGCUAUAUUCGAUCUCUCAGCUUGCGGACAGCUCACCGGGAUCGAAACCACGCAACACGCCGGGUUCUCCUGACGGCACGCAGAGCGACGAGAACAAUACCUUCAUGCCGAGUAGCCUUCCCAACGUGUCCCGCUCCACAUACUUCGAUGAAAGUCGAUCAAAUGAGUAUAUGGGGUACUACCUUGCGACCUCGCCGCAGCUACAGACCUAUCACCAGAACGCCCUACUGUCAUCUUUGUCGUCUCCAGUAGGUAUGGCACUGCAAAAUGGUGGCAUCAUGCCAUUUAUUGGUAACCCGCAAGAAUAUAUGCCAUCAAUGCCAACUGAACCGAGCGGCCAAGCCUCGGAUAGCGGCACUGCACUCCCCACGAACCUUGGGUCAACACCACGGCGUACAACUUCCCGAUCGGCCGCGUCGGGUGAUCGCGGUGGUCCUUUGAUUGUGGAUGGCUCCGUGCCCCCUAGUGAACAGCGUCUCUCGAUAUCUGCGGAAGGGUAUGACCCGUACACGAGCAUGAGCCACUGUACGUCGAACUCGGAUGAUCUUAAUAUGGAUACGCCUGCCAGUGUUUCAGAUUCCUUCUCUCAGGACUAUCAAGACAAUAGUUCAGUCGAGAUUGACCAGGCACCCUACUUUGGUCGACAGGGGGUUGAUACGUAUCCUUUGGGGAAAACGGCAGACGUUUAUGUUAAUGGACACGGCGGGAAGCAUAGUCUACUUUCGAGCCGUUUGCAGAGCCUUCACCUCUCAAAUGCUGAAAAGACCCCCGAGUCUUCGUUGAAGAAUGGAUUUGAGAAGCCAAAGAUGCUCCACAUCCACCAAGAAGCUGCCGAUAGAGACAAUCCUCGUCAAAGGCCGGUGAAUGCAGCGGAAAAGGGGGUGACCGUCUCUGGACCAUUGCCCGUGGUGGACUCACAUCCUACAUCCAGUGGGAAACGGCGUCCUAAUGGCGUGGAUGCGUCUGAACGGGUUAACGGCGUUGCGCAUAAAACAAAGUCCAAGAACCACAACACGUCCGUUGGCAUGCCCGAUAACGAGAAACGCCACGCUGUUCCUCAGCCGCGAAAGCCGAACGGUGUCAAUUCAACACAGGACUCUGCUGUUACUCAUGCUGGUAGUGGUACUUGGCAGACCACCAAGAGGAAGCCGAAGAAAAAUGGUAAACAUUCAACAGAGCACAGGCAUGGCUUGAACAAUGGCGCGGAGCCACUGCCAGCGGACGAAUCAUUAAGAAAAGGCGGCUGA